AUGGCACGUAGCAAGGAGGAAGCAAAACUACGCAAAAAGGAAUAUGACAAAAAGAGAAGAGAAGAAAUGAAAAAUAAUCCCGAAAAAUUAGCAGAAAUGAGGGAAAAAGAAAAACUAAAAUAUAGGAAAAAACGUGAACAAGGAAAACUUGCAGCAAAAUUGGUAGAUAAUAUGACCAGUAGAGAACAUAGACAAAUUAAAAAGGAAUGGCGAAAGAGAGCUCAAAAUUACAGAAAAAACAAAAGGGAUCAGAAAAAUCUCAAUCAAAUCCUGAUAGAUAAUUCUCCUCCACAUUCACCAAUCCCCAUCCAAAAUGCAGUAGUCACGCCCUCUAACUCAAAUGCUCCCACUCCAAGAAAUUCAACCUAUAGAAAAAAUGUGGGACGUAAGAGAGUGAUAAAAUCGCGGUCCAAAAUGUACAGAACAAUACUUGAUUUAAAACAAAAACUUGCGGAAUCCAAAAAAUCAUCUGAGAAGUACAGAAAAAGAUAUCAACGAAUGAAAGAGAAGACAUUAAAAAAAAGCAGAAUUUUAAGUCCAAACUCAAAGGUUAAUGAGCUAUUAGGAAACCAAAAAGUUACUGAACCUGUAAGAAGAAAAUUAUUGUUUGGUGAAGUUCUUCAACGACAGCUGCAAGAAAACUAUCGUGAAGCUGGCAGUCAUUCAAAUAAAAAAAUCUACAACAAAACUAUGAAGUAUAACUUGUUGAAAAAGUACCGGUUAAUAAACAUCGCAAAAAAAACUAAGAUCUUGAAUCCCCAGUCAUUAAAAAAUUGCAACAUAAAAAUUCGUCCCAGAGGUAAUUACCUUUCUCUUCAUGUUAAAAAAGAAAUAAAAGAAUUUUUUGAGAGAGAUGAUGUAUCGCGGAUGACAGCAGGUAAAAAAGAAUACAUAACUUUUAAAAAAGAGCAAAAGCAAAAACGUUACCUGUUAGAAACUAUAAAAACACUGCAUAAUAAAUUUCUUGGUUCAGUGCCUUACCAUGUGAGUUACCAGUCUUUUUGCCGCCUAAAACCGUUUUGGGUUUUAAAGCCAAAAGUAGAAGAUAGAGAGACAUGCAGAUGUAUAAAACAUUUAAAUUUUGAGUAUAUUGUAUCAGCUCUCUAUAAAGCAAAAGUUAUAGAAACUCGUUCUACUACUGACGUUGUCAAUCUUCUUUGCUGUUUGCCUCCAAAACCCGAAUGCCUUUUCAGAAACUGUAUUUACUGCUGCAAUAAAAAAUUAAAAGAAAAAGAGUUUUUAGAUAGAACAAUUAUUUACAAUAAGUGGACAACAGUUUCAAGUAAAUGUACCGUAAAAGGACAAGAGAAAUUAAUCCGAAAGACCACAAAAUCAAACAUUGCCAUCACGCUGGUUAAUUUGUUCCAUGAACUGCAAGUUACGUUAAUUCCUUUUCUGACACAUAUUGGUAACAUCCUUCAUCAGUACCAUGCAAUGUCGUCAUUAAAAACGUCUCUUAAGUCAAAUGAAAUAAUAAUCCAUGUUGAUUUUAGCGAAAAUUUUUCAUGUAAGUAUGGCGAGGAAGUACAAUCCCUACAUUUUGGCGGCUCGAGGGAGCAAAUAAGUUUACAUACUGGUGUCAUUUAUAUACAAAAUAAUCAAGAAAAAGUUACCCCACGUUCGUUUUGUACAAUUUCAACAUCUCUUAGACACGAUUAUGUUGCUAUAUGGGCACAUUUAAAAAUAGUUUUUGAUUGGAUCGACCAAAAUAAAAUAGAAGAUAUAACUGCAGUUCACUUUCUUAGCGACGGACCAGCAACACAAUACAGAAAUCGAUUUAUGUUUCGUGUUAUUUCAUCGUUUUCAAACCAUUUUUUACCAAACAUUGAAAUCCUAACCUGGAAUUACUCUGAAGCGGGUCAUGGGAAAGGGGCCGCCGAUGGCGUUGGAGGUACACUAAAGAGGACCGCUGACCAGGCAGUAGCGGAAGGAAAAGACAUUUCUAACAUUUCCCAACUAAUAGACAUUUUAAAGGAACGUUGUCCGGGAAUAUAUAUCCAAGAAUUGUCUGCUAACGCUUUACAACAGGUAGAGCUAUUAUUUUCUGGCAUUUCAGCGUCCACAUUCUCGGGUACCACCAAUGUGCAUCAAGUUAUAUGCAGAAAAGAAGAUGACUGCAUAUUUUUUAAUAAACUUAGUUGUUUCGAUUGUUAUUUAAAAUCAAUGCCAUGUAUUCAUUUUCAUUUGGGAAGGGGUUAUCCAAAAUCUCAUUUAAGACUUAACAAUAAUAAAGCUUUAAAAUUGAAACCAUCCGGUACCAAAAAAACAAAAAAUUUAAAAAAAUAGCAGCCUCAGUAAUUACCCCUAUUUAUAAUAAAUGGAUUGAUCUUCCAGUGUAUGAUAUUAGUUCUGGA
Messenger RNA from Brassicogethes aeneus, 2354 nucleotides. The record is from the annotation of a GenBank genome assembly. NCBI's taxonomy places the organism in Eukaryota, Metazoa, Arthropoda, Insecta, Coleoptera, Nitidulidae.